GGGACGCCGCUCUCGUGUUUACGUCGUUCCUGCGGUAGCCAGGUAUUGACUGACCCGAAAAAUGCCGGAACCAGCUAAAUCCGCUCCCGCGCCCAAGAAGGGCUCCAAGAAAGCGGUCACCAAGACCCAAAAGAAAGGUGACAAGAAACGUAGAAAGACUAGGAAAGAGAGCUACUCGAUCUACGUGUACAAGGUGCUGAAGCAGGUGCACCCCGACACGGGCAUCUCGUCCAAGGCCAUGGGCAUCAUGAACUCCUUCGUCAACGACAUCUUCGAGCGCAUCGCCGGCGAGGCGUCGCGCCUGGCGCACUACAACAAGCGCUCCACCAUCACGUCGCGGGAGAUCCAGACGGCCGUGCGGCUGCUGCUGCCCGGCGAGCUGGCCAAGCACGCCGUGUCCGAGGGCACCAAGGCUGUCACCAAGUACACCAGCUCCAAGAGAGAUGCAUUUAAAAAACCUAGUAACAGAAAGAAGCUGUGGGUCGCAGAGGACAAGCCGGCCAAGUCCGCCCCCGCGCCCAAGAAGGGCUCCAAGAAGGCGGUCACCAAGACCCAAAAGAAAGGGGACAAGAAGCGCAAGAAGAGCCGCAAGGAGAGCUACUCGAUCUACGUGUACAAGGUGCUGAAGCAGGUGCACCCCGACACGGGCAUCUCGUCCAAGGCCAUGGGCAUCAUGAACUCCUUCGUCAAUGACAUCUUCGAGCGCAUCGCCGGCGAGGCGUCGCGCCUGGCGCACUACAACAAGCGCUCCACCAUCACGUCGCGGGAGAUCCAGACGGCCGUGCGGCUGCUGCUGCCCGGCGAGCUGGCCAAGCACGCCGUGUCCGAGGGCACCAAGGCUGUCACCAAGUACACCAGCUCCAAGUAGGGCGUCUCGGACCGUCACUUGCAACCCAAAGGCUCUUUUAAGAGCCACCCAUUUUUUCAAUUAAAAGGGCUGAAUCAGUGCUUGUAGUGGGAGGUAUGUAAACAGCCUUAACAUUUGCACGUUAGUUAGUAAAUCAAGUGUUCCUUUUUAUAGCAAAUUUAAAUGUACUUUUUAAGUUAUUUAAGAGUUUGUUUUGCUUGUGCUCGGUAUGUAAACUUGCUUGUUCAAAGCCUGUGAUCCGGUUCGGUUUUUAAUGGAACUAAAAAGCAGCGGAACUUGUCUGAAUACAAAUCCUGUGGGGAAGGUGGGUUUUUUUCUGAGGGGUUAAUGCCUUUUAUUUGGUUGACCUAGUAUUUACUUUCAGCGCACUAUAGUAGUAAAAUAAAUAUUUUUUUUUAUGUCUUGCCGGCUUAACUUUUUUAGAGGGGCUUGUAAAGUUUCGGGUUUUAUUAUUUUACUUACAUGUACCCUAACCUGCUGUUACCCCUACCAAUACUGGCUGUUACUAUUCAAGUAGGUGUUAAUACUUGAUUAGGCAAUAAAAAAGGUUUUCUUGAA
This is a messenger RNA of Corvus hawaiiensis (hawaiian crow), 1426 nucleotides long. RefSeq names its product histone H2B-like. Lineage: Eukaryota; Metazoa; Chordata; Aves; Passeriformes; Corvidae. Gene Ontology annotation, molecular function: DNA binding; protein heterodimerization activity; structural constituent of chromatin. The coding region runs from base 62 to 868 and encodes 268 amino acids. The record is from RefSeq and is a predicted model, not a curated record. The transcript is spliced from 4 exons. Gene Ontology annotation, cellular component: nucleosome.